Molecule: messenger RNA, 3402 nt
Organism: Orbilia oligospora ATCC 24927
Lineage: Eukaryota; Fungi; Ascomycota; Orbiliomycetes; Orbiliales; Orbiliaceae
Exons: 7
Coding region: 1-3402 (1133 amino acids)
Biological process (GO): DNA repair; proteasome-mediated ubiquitin-dependent protein catabolic process
Cellular component (GO): nucleus; site of double-strand break
Molecular function (GO): protein binding; nucleic acid binding
Source: RefSeq, a predicted model, not a curated record
AUGGCGUAUCUGGCCCCGAUACACAGAGCAUCUAGCAUACGUCAUGCCAUCAAAUGUCAUUUUAUCCACGCAGAUAAGGAAUCUUUAGUAAUCGCGAAGUCCAAUCGUAUCGAGGUUUACGACCUCAUCCCUGAAGGGCUUGAACAGGUCGCCCACUUUGCGGUCUACGGCCGUGUUACUGGACUCCUCUCCCUUCGUCCUCAGCAAUCUACCCUUGAUCACUUGUUUCUUGGAACCGAUAGAUACGAAUACUUUACGGUGUCCUGGGACUCCCAAACUGGCACUAUUCGGAAUGAGAGGAAAGCACAUGAUGUUACAGAUAGGUUCCAGCGGCCUGCCCAGGUCGGCCACCUCUAUUUGGCGGACCCCGGAGGCAGACUUCUAGGCCUUUACCUUUAUGAGGGUAUAUUCACGGCUAUUCCAAUCAAAAGACAAUCUAAGGGUAGAGGGAGGCACGCACAACUCCCGGAAGCGGAGAUUGGGAAUUUAGACGAUCCGUGCCCUAUCCGUAUGAACGAGCUCAAAGUCAUCAACAUGGUAUUUCUUUACGGGACCAGUGUACCGGUUAUUGCGGUUCUGUAUACGGAUUCAAAAAAACUUGUUCACCUCAUCACAUAUGAGCUGAAUGUCGCGAAACGAGCUGUAAAGGACCCAGAGUUCGCACAAUGGGGUAUUAAAGCCAACAACUUAGACCAUGGCGCUAAGCUCCUAAUUCCGGUUGAUAAUCCUACAGGGGGCAUACUUGUAAUCGGGGAGCAGGUGGUCUCGUACUUCCAUCCGGAAAGGACGGUACCUAUGAAAAAGCCUCUGCACGAACCGACAAGUUUUGUCACCCACGGAAAAAUUGACCCAGAGAGAUACCUCCUUAGCGACGAACUCGGUCACUUAUAUCUUCUCCUCCUCAUUAUCGAAAAUAACAAAUUAAUUAAUAUGAGGAUUGAAAACCUCGGUGAAGUAUGUCAAGCCCGGGCAAUUGUGUACCUAGAUAAUGGAUAUGUAUUCCUAGGGUCACACUUCGGAGAUUCUACGUUGGUCAGGAUAUCAUCAAAGGGCCCAAGAAUUGAAGUAGUACAAUCACUUCCCAACUUAGCCCCAAUAUCCGAUUUUAUCGUCCUAGGAACCGAAGUUGGCGGUGUAGAAAUACACCAGUACUCCGCUGGUCAGACGAUGAUACUCACUUGCAGCGGUGGAUUUUAUGACGGUGGUCUCCGGAGUGUAAGAAGUGGUGUUGGUAUCCGAGAUAUCGGGCUACUGGGGGAAAUGAGUGGUGUUCAAAAUAUGUGGGCUCUCAAACGGGCAAUCCUAGACAAUGGUUUCGAUGAUACGCUCCUUUUCUCAUUUGCUAAUGAAAGUCGAGCCUUCGCCUUCGGGGCCGAUGGGGAGGUAGAAGAGGUUGACACGUUCGAGAAUUUCUUUCUAGAUACUACGACACUCGAGGCCGGAAAUGUGGGAAAUGAUAAACUAGUCCAAGUUACUCCAUUCAAGGUAAUUGUUGUUGAGAAGGCAACUAGCAAGUUAUGGAACUGGGCUCCACCGGUUGGUGCCAAAAUAGUGAUGGCAUCUCUCUCUGGUGCCCGACUUGUAGUUGUUUUGAACGGCCGGAUCUGCUUGUUAUUCGAUCUGUCGAGCGAACCUAUCAAGCAAAUCGCAAAUCGCACUUUUGAGAAUGAGAUCUCAUGCAUUCACAUACCUACAAAGCAGUCAGAUUUUCUCGUAGUGGGGUUUUGGAUGCCUGCAUCACUAGCAUUACUACGAAUAGCAGACCUUGAGACCAUGAAGGAGGAACAUCUAGCCGUAUUCGAAGGAUCCGUCCCAAGAUCGGUCAUGGUUGCGAACAUGGAAGGAGACGGUCCCUCCUCGCUCUUCGUUGGAAUGGCGGACGGGGAAGUCAUAUCCUAUACAAUUACCGAAGGGCCAGGCAUUCUCGAUGACCAGAAGCGGAUACGGCUUGGAACCCAAACAGUCACGUUCGAAGCCUUACCCCGAAAAACCGGAGACGAUUCAUCCUGUGUUAUUGCCACUGGCGAACGCCCAACAAUGGUAUACGGUGAAGAAGGCAGAACCGUCUAUUCCGCAAUCACCUUGAACCAGGCCUCAUCGGUUGUUGCAUUUAACGCGGAAGCGUUCCCAGACACCGUGGUCGUCGCAACAGACGAGAGUGUAUUUAUAGCAAAAAUCGACGAGGCCCGGACUACACACACGCGGAUGUCACCACUUUGCCAGUUUGCGCGAAGAGUAGCUUUCUCCAAAGAAAAGAAGGCAUACGGUGUUGCUACGAUUCGGAACUCUAUAGAUACAACCACUGGUAUGGAAUCGAGCAGUUGUUAUAUCCAUGUCAUCGACGAAAACUUCUACGAUAAAAUCGAUGCUUACGAAUUGUACCCGAACGAGCUUGUCGAGAGCUUAUUGUGUGCCUCCCUCGCAAACCCGGAUGGUACAAUUUCGGAAAAGUUUGUAGUGGGAACAGCGAUUGGCAAUGAUUCCGAUGAGAGUGAACAUGGAAGGCUACUCUUUCUUGAGCUUGGGGCAGAUAAGAUGCUUAGAUUGAUCACAGAACUAGAGCUCCCAGGAGCUUGCCAUUCACUUGCAAUAGUGAAGGGCUAUAUUCUAGCGGGUCUCAGCAAAAGUAUUGAUCUCUAUCGAUUUUCGUACACGAGGGGGUCACUGGGUGCUUCAAUUCAACAGAUAUCUUCAAUUCGAGCAGCCACCCUCCCAGUGAGUUUAUCCGUCUAUGGUAAGAGGGUUUUCGUGGGCGAUUUGGUCAAAGGCGUCAUGGUGCUUGAAGUUGUCGAAGGGGGCGGAGAAGGAAACGAUAAACUUGUAGAAGUCUGCCGACAGUAUGGCGUCAGUUGGGUAACUGCUUUAGAAGCCCUCGAUGAAGACACAUGCAUAUCGGCAGAUUCCGACGGGAACCUGGUGCUAUUGCGUAGGGAAUCGACUGGAGCCACGGACGAGGAUACUAGGCGAAUGCGUCCGCUGAGCGAAAUACGACUUGGGGAAAUGGUCAAUUGUAUUCGCAGGGUUAACGACCCUAUUACACAGGGAUAUGUUGUCCAGCCAAAGGCAUACCUGGGCACUGUUGAUGGAGGGCUGUUCAUGUUAGGCUUGAUACAUCCGGAUUAUUUUGACAUAUUGAUGAAGUGUCAGGUGAACAUGGCAAAGGUUAUCAAGGGAAUCGGUGACUUGGAUUUCAAUAGGUACCGAGCAUACAAUACCAAAGGCAUACAACCAGAGGAGCCGUUUAGGUUUGUUGAUGGUGAACUUGUUGAGAAGUUCUUAGAUCUCGACGAAGAUGCAAUGAGGAUGGUUAUUGAUGGAGCAAACGAUGACGAUAAUUCACAGAUCGAAUGCACAGUUGGUGAGAUGAAGAACAUCGUGGAAACCUUGAAGCGACUCCACUGA